GUCAACGAUAGCUUCAGUGCGAGAGAGGGUGGAUUUCACAGGGAAAGACUUCGGUGUUUUCCAACGGAGACGGUGGAAAUUCGGCUAAAAUGGCUUCACUGGGGGAACCCGUAAGGCUGGAAAGAGACAUCUCUCGGGCUAUUGAGCUGUUGGACAAGUUACAGAGGACCGGAGAAGUACCUCCCCAGAAACUCCAGGCUCUUCAAAGAGUCCUCCAGAGUGAAUUCUGCAAUGCUGUGCGAGAGGUGUAUGAACACGUGUAUGAGACUGUGGACAUUAACAGCAGCCCAGAGGUCAGAGCCAAUGCUACUGCCAAGGCCACAGUGGCAGCGUUCGCAGCCAGUGAGGGCCAUUCCCACCCCCGUGUUGUGGAGCUGCCAAAGACCGAGGAGGGCCUGGGUUUCAACAUAAUGGGAGGAAAGGAGCAAAACUCACCCAUUUACAUCUCUCGGAUCAUCCCUGGUGGUAUAGCUGAUCGCCAUGGCGGCUUAAAGAGGGGGGACCAGCUGCUGUCCGUCAAUGGAGUGAGUGUGGAAGGGGAGCACCAUGAGAAGGCUGUGGAGCUUCUGAAGGCUGCUCAGGGCACAGUCAAACUGGUGGUGAGGUACACCCCAAAAGUUCUGGAGGAAAUGGAGUCGCGUUUCGAGAAGAUGAGAUCUGCCAAACGUCGCCAACAGAACAGCUACCCCCAGUAGUGUCCUUACUCUGACUGCCAGAUCCUUUUCAUCUUUUUUUCCCUCACUUUCCUUCUCCAGCUGUCUCUCUUAGUUCCGGUUACUAUCCUUACCUUCCUCGUAAUUUCUUCUCUCCGAUUCUUCUAUUUCUUAUCACUGUCACUGGAUUUUUCACAUUCCUUUUUUCCCAUUCCUAACGUUCUAUGUUUCUUCACCUUUCAACACUUUCAUACAUUGUUCAACCAUCUCAGCACAAAAGGAGAACAUUUUUUCCAAACAAUCUACUUUCUUACUUUCACAUAAUAUGUGCAUUAUUGAUGUCUGAUAGCAAUGUCUGUGCUUUGGAACUUAUACUUCUCGAAGGGUUUUAUGAUUACUAGUGAUACUUUCUGAAAUGCUAUGAAUAUUCUGGUAUUUUAAAUUAAGGCAAAGUACAGCUUUCACUAGAUACCUGGGAUGUAUUCAGACUAGAAUAACAAAAAACUGCUCAUAUUCAGCACUUUGCACAAUUAAUGUAACAAAUGGAAAGUGUCACUUACAGAAUAUGUAAAUAGUUCACUUGGCAACAAAUAAUAACUUCACUGAAUGUUACUUUGGAACUGAAGAUUCAUCUGACUUUGUCCUUCUUCUCCAAUCUUUUAAAUGAUUAUGAUGAAUUUUAAUCUUGAAAAAUUCAGCUGUCGUUUCUGCAUAUAUGUUGGGAUGGGAUGAGAUAGGCCUGCACAGUUUCUGUUGUAAUUGUAUGCUAUAGAUUGUCUUCACGGUUGAGUUAUUUUCUUUAGAUAAAUGUAUAUUGUGGUGUGUUCAUGGUGUUUUGUCUUCAAGCCCACACAUACAGGUGUUUCUUAAUUCUCUAAAAUGACACUAAAGGAAACCACACAAAAUGGAUCCUACUAAAUAAGUGAUAUUUUAAAAGUAGACAUGAGGAAGGCAUUAUGAUCUGCAAGCCAAAGUCUUCAUUGGGGCCGUCACCCUGAGUAGGGACCUCUACUCAUACUGUGCUUUAGUUGUAGAUCCCCCAUAAUAUGGUUCAGAAGAGCAACCUAAGGCAUCUUCUUCAAAGGACCAAUAUGCUGACAUUUAACGUGCAGCUUUCUGUUGAUACAAUCCAUUAUGAUUUUAAUGAUCACAUUGAGCUGUGAAGAAGGGAAUGAACUUGUGCGGCACAAAAGUGAGUCGGAAGGGCAAACUUUACUGGUUCUGGCACUGAGUUCAGUUACUGGUUGUGAUGAUUGUAA
Messenger RNA from Megalops cyprinoides (Indo-Pacific tarpon), 1912 nucleotides. RefSeq names its product lin-7 homolog C (C. elegans) (gene lin7c). Lineage: Eukaryota; Metazoa; Chordata; Actinopteri; Elopiformes; Megalopidae. The transcript has 5 exons. The coding region runs from base 90 to 695 and encodes 201 amino acids. Gene Ontology annotation, biological process: protein localization to basolateral plasma membrane; maintenance of epithelial cell apical/basal polarity; neurotransmitter secretion. Gene Ontology annotation, molecular function: L27 domain binding. Gene Ontology annotation, cellular component: basolateral plasma membrane; MPP7-DLG1-LIN7 complex; cell-cell junction. The record is from RefSeq and is a predicted model, not a curated record.